UUGUGAUAUUUUACUAAAAUAAAUUAUUGUGUAGAAUUGAUUAUUUUAUUUGAAAUAAGACUUUCAUCAUUUUUUUUUUCUCAAAUAUUUUUCACCCCAAACUAUUGGCACCAUUUACAACCAUUAAAAUUAACCAUUUUCAACCUUUCAUUUUUUUCUUCUUUUACUCAAACAAAAACUCCAUUUUUUCUCCUUCUUCUUUGUUUCCCAAUCUGCAACUUCUCUUUCCCUUUCAAAAUAUCUCUCAAAGAAAAGUCAAAGAGAAAUGGCGGAUCAGCUCACCGAAGAUCAGAUCUCUGAGUUCAAGGAAGCCUUCAGUCUUUUUGACAAGGACGGAGAUGGUUGUAUCACAACUAAGGAACUUGGAACUGUAAUGCGGUCAUUGGGGCAGAACCCAACUGAGGCUGAGCUUCAAGACAUGAUCAAUGAAGUUGAUGCUGAUGGAAAUGGGACCAUUGAUUUUCCAGAGUUCCUUAACCUGAUGGCUCGCAAGAUGAAGGACACUGAUUCUGAGGAGGAGCUCAAGGAAGCUUUCAGAGUGUUUGACAAGGAUCAGAAUGGAUUCAUCUCCGCAGCUGAGCUUCGUCAUGUCAUGACAAACCUAGGCGAAAAGCUUACUGAUGAAGAGGUUGAUGAGAUGAUUCGUGAAGCUGAUGUGGAUGGCGAUGGGCAGAUCAACUACGACGAGUUCGUCAAGGUUAUGAUGGCCAAGUGAGAACUGAUCAAUCCAACAUAAUCUUUAGAAGUAAAAAUACAAAAGAGAAGGAAACGGAGCAGAUAAGUUUGUGAGAUUUCUAUUCCAAAUUAGGACGUGUUCUUUGUGUUAUUACCUUUGUCUCGGUGCUUGCUUACUUUCCAAUUCACAUGGUUAUGUAGUUCUGUUCUCCAGUAUAUCCUGUUUGCCCUGUUCCUUGUCUUAGUAGUUUGGGUUGUUAGCUACUUGUAGUAAUUUCUCCUGAAUUCGGUAUUGUGAAACUAUGACGUGUCAAACUUUUUUGUUUUGUAUUCUAUGUGACUAAUUUCGUCGA
This is a messenger RNA of Solanum stenotomum, 1028 nucleotides long. RefSeq names its product calmodulin-5/6/7/8. The record is from RefSeq and is a predicted model, not a curated record. Bases 266 to 715 code for a protein of 149 amino acids. NCBI's taxonomy places the organism in Eukaryota, Viridiplantae, Streptophyta, Magnoliopsida, Solanales, Solanaceae. The transcript is spliced from 2 exons. Gene Ontology annotation, molecular function: calcium ion binding; enzyme regulator activity.